Molecule: messenger RNA, 1593 nt
Organism: Cladocopium goreaui
Lineage: Eukaryota; Dinophyceae; Suessiales; Symbiodiniaceae
Source: the annotation of a GenBank genome assembly
GUUGUGAACUCCUUAUUGUCUGACGCCCUUUCCACUGGCGACAACUAUUCCACAGUUGCAUGCCGAUGGCUUCGUAAGAACGAAGACAUUUGGCGCGCCUGGGUGCCAGAUCCAUCGCAAUGCUUUCCACAGUUUGGUUUGUUCGACUUGAGAUCCCAAAGCUUCGUCACCGACCGCAAGAACCUGGGCCCCGCGGACACCGUGGAGUGCCGCGCCUGCCCGGCAGGGCUCAAGUCGCAACGCUUCGCGGACAACAGCGGUGUAACGCAUAUUUGCCAAGUCUGUGAACCAGGCUCAUACCAAUCCACUUCAGCGGCAACGUCGUGCAUCCCUUGUCCUAGUGGUGAAUACGAAGAUCAGCCGGGGCAGCAACAGUGCCAUCGUUGCGAGGCUGGGAAAUAUCAAGACCAGUUGGGUCAAAGCGACUGCAAGGCCUGUCCCGUUGGCACCACCUCGUUGGGCCGCGGCGCCGCGGAAAUCGAAGACUGCGGCUGCCAUGCAGGCAGCAUCAAGAUGGUGGCAGGUAGCAACAACUGCACCAAAUGCAGUGAGGAAGGCAUGGCCUGUCCCUUUCAUUCGACGGUGGACGUUUUGAGAUCGCAGAUCUCGCCGCUGGGGGACGACUUCCAACCACGCGUCUUGGAAGGUUUCUACAGUGCUGAAGUGGCUGCGCGGAGCAUCUUCAAAUGUCGCAGUACGUCCCACUGCCCCGGUGGAGCCCCGGCGCAUUGCGCUGGCGGCCGUCGCGGCAUCCCGUGUUCGCUCUGUCCCAAGGGCCAGACGUGGCUGCAAGGCCGGUGCCAGGAUUGCCCGGUCUCUUUCCCGAUCCUUUGGUGUUUGAUGUUCGCAGUUGUUUUAGGCGGCUUGGUCCUGUUAUACCAUGCAACGAAGCAAUUUGUGAGUGCACGAGCCAACCUGGUGGAUGGCUUCGGCAUGGUAUGCCAAGUCUUCUGGGAGUUGGGUCAAACCAUGGCGGUCAUCAGUCAGAUGACCAUCGACUGGCCUGAAGAGGCACAGGACAUCUUGGCCUUUGCGAAGUUCUUGAUCUUCGACAUGGAUGACUUCGGCCUGAGAUGUUUACUACCUGGAUUUCGGACCGCCUCCUGUUAUGCGUUUAUCGCGAUGUGUUUCCCAGUGGUGUGUCUUUGGCUGCUUCUGGUUUGGCGUGUCUCGCAAUUCUGGAAGGAAGAAUGGCGGUGGAAAUUUUCUCGCACAGCAUCGCUGAUGGGUCAGGUGUUGAUGACGGAAUUCAGCACCAUCAGUAACUUGGCCUUGGUGCCCUUCAUGUGCUACAGUCAUCCCAAUGGAAUGCACAGCCUGCUGAAGCAUCCGGAUGUCAUCUGCGGACAAGAGCAGCACACCUUCAUGCUGGUCAUAGGUAUCAUGCUGCUGGUGGUGGGAGUCCUGUUCUUCCUGGUGGGCUGCGCCUAUGCCACCAUCAUGCUACCAGCAUGGACUGCACAGCGGAGGAUUUGGAAAGUUCAAAUGUUUCAAUUCUUGAUCAACCGCUUUCGCCAUGACAGUUGGUGGUAUGAAGUGCCCCUGCUGACGCGAGGCCGGAGAUAUGCUGAAUGUGAUCCCUUCUUGGGAUGA